AUGCAUGAAGGCGUGGCGCGUCAGCCCUCAGCCUUCAGCCCUCAGCCUUCCAAGGUUGCCUCAGCCCCUACCGCAUCUACACAGCCUAGAAUGUUAUGGUACUUUGCACACGACGAAAUAGAUGUCCUUACCCUCUCAAUCCCUUCACGGAACUUUCAUUACGGAGGAGUCUACAUAUGUACCAUUAUGACCGCGACUAGCAAUGAUGGAAUGCAAGACGAGCGAUCGGGCAACAGAGUUGGAAAUGCUACGUCUCUACCCCAAAAGAAGCAUCUCGCCGCCAGAUUCCUCACUCGCCUGUCAACAAGGCUUUUCAAAGACAACAAAAGGAAUGUUAGCAACGCAGUAGGCCUCGGUUUAGUUCAAGGGCCGACCAAAGAUGAAUCUCCUGCGGCCAAACCGAGGCAAAAGACAUUCGUUCUACUACCAAGAAACCGACACCCCAAAACGGACCCAUCCACAACCGCUACUGGUCUCUUUCAAAACAACUCCACAGACCGUCCUUCGCGGCGCAAAGCAUAUAGCGUUCCUGCAUACGGCAACAGCAGAUGGGACGUUUUCACCCGUCGCUCUUUAUCGUUACAUUCUAACCGCUCUUCCGCACACUCAUCAGAACCCGAUGAUGAAAUAGACGUGAUUUUAGCUAGCAUGUGCGACCUUGUCGACAAACACACGAAGCACUUACAUCUUGCCCGCCGCAAUAUGUACAUGUCAAGCUACUACUUAGACGAUGUAACGGAGCUAAGAGGGUCUCUUUGGCGUACAAUGAGCGCUAUGCCCAAGAGCAACAAGCCGCAACGCAAGCUGUAUCAUACGCUUGUAGUCCUGCACGACGACUUGAAGCAGACAUUCGAGAGGAAUUCACAAGAGUUCCUUCACGCUAGACGCCACUCUUCAUCUGAUGACACCUUAAGUCCAGUGCGGAAUCUUGUCAACAGACACGCACAGGAAUAUCGCAUGACCCUUUUCCAAGCGAUAAACAAUGAAAAGAGCACCCAUGCUAAACCACCAGUCCUGGACGGUUGUUUAUCCCGCUACUUGUUCUUUGACAUGGAAAAGCUUCAAAAAGCAGUCACUUUUGUAGAAAAAGAAGUAUCUGGCAGGCCCGCUUCUCACGAGCGGCACGAUCCGAGACUUCAAAUCACACCUGGAAACAUUCCCGAAUACGAACGCUUUGUUCGGGCUUACGUUACCACGACAUGCGGCUUGGGUUACAUUGGCCAGAGCAAUGACAAAAAGGCUUGUGGAUCUGAUCUAAUUCUCUGGUACCGUGAGCGUGUAAGGGCAUAG
Parastagonospora nodorum SN15 is the source of this 1290-nucleotide messenger RNA. RefSeq lists its product as hypothetical. The coding region runs from base 1 to 1290 and encodes 429 amino acids. The record is from RefSeq and is a predicted model, not a curated record. The transcript has 4 exons. NCBI's taxonomy places the organism in Eukaryota, Fungi, Ascomycota, Dothideomycetes, Pleosporales, Phaeosphaeriaceae.